GUGCAAGUAUUGAACUUCCGCAGUAAACGUGCCAACACAAACGCGAAAAAUCAAAACAAACGUGGAAAACCAAAACAAAAAUUUCCCGGCAUACGUACCUCGGACUUGCGCUUUCCCCGUUUUCUGAUUCGACCCCACGGUACCGAGGGUUCAUAUUUAUGGCAGGUGAAAGGUGUGGGAAAGCUAAAAAUAAGCAGCCUAAAAAACUUGCGAAAGUGCUUUAUGAUUCCGCACGAGAGACGACGGAACGACCGGACCACGUCAGAGUCAUCAUCAUCCCGGGAGCCUGAGUUUGCGUAGUAUCCGGAAUUUGACUGGCCAACAGCUGACGCCCCUGGCCUUACCUGGAAGAAGGAAAACUGUUUAAAGACACUCGAGAUCUACGACAGAACGUGUGAAUUUGGCGAUUCUCAAUCAGUUCCGGAAGGUGUAGUGAGUGGCAAGAAGAAUGCAGAUCCCGUACAUGAAGGUGGCGAUUUAUUCGCUCACCUUUCUCACGUACGCCUACACCGGUUACGGUUCGAACAUGAUCGCCAAUCUGCGUGAUGCCAUCAUCGCGGCGGAAGCCGUUUUCGGUGACGUCAUGAAGAACGUGUUGCAUGUGGCGAAGAAGUUCAAGGUCGUCCACGAGGUGUUUGAUGCGGCAGUAGAGGAAAACUGUGUAUACAAAUGUCCAGGAGACAUAACACCGGCACGGAAUAAAUUCUACGUCCCGCAGUCGGAUGGUUGCGGGUCGCUAGGAAUGAAGAUCAGCACCGAGUACUUGCCGGCGGUCGAGAUGGAACAGUGCUGUAAUGCGCACGAUAUCUGCUACGAUACGUGCAACAGCGAUAAGGAGCUGUGCGAUCUGGACUUUAAGCGGUGCCUCUACCGGUACUGCGAUGAUUACGAAAAGAACGUUGUCGGUGACAUCGUCGUAAAAGGAUGUAAAGCGGCCGCCAAAAUGCUGUUUACCGGUACACUUACGCUGGGCUGUAAAUCGUACCUCGAUUCGCAGCAGCGCUCCUGCUACUGUCCGCCGGAGAAGGCGGAGAAAUCGGAAAAGUACGCCGGCACUGAACGACCGCAGGGCAACAAGGAGUACAAGGAGAAGGAUAAAGGAAAGGACAAAAACAAAUACGGAUGGAGAGAUCUGUAGACGGCAGGGACCGGGUAGAUCCCUGACACCCCCCAACACACUGGGAACGAGAUCUAGGGGCGCCUUGUGCCAUGGUUUUUACAAUAGACUAGCUGUGAUCAUAUGAUGGGCGACGGUGCUGCUAGUAGAUCUCGGUUCUCCAAUGGUUACCAUGGUAACUAAAAUAGUUUGCAGCUAAUAAAAGACGUGACCUGCCGUUGAGUUUUCGGAGGAAUCGCACGAAAAAUUGAGAAGAAA
Molecule: messenger RNA, 1375 nt
Organism: Anopheles darlingi
Lineage: Eukaryota; Metazoa; Arthropoda; Insecta; Diptera; Culicidae
Gene: GXIVsPLA2
Product: group XIIA secretory phospholipase A2
Exons: 3
Coding region: 449-1138 (229 amino acids)
Biological process (GO): phospholipid metabolic process; arachidonate secretion; lipid catabolic process
Cellular component (GO): extracellular region
Molecular function (GO): calcium ion binding; A2-type glycerophospholipase activity
Source: RefSeq, a predicted model, not a curated record